AUGCGGACACACGCCUCGCUGGAGAGGGAUGAGGAGAUCAACACCGCCGCCUGGGUGGCCGCCAGAGGCGCUGCUGUAGGCGCUGCCAAGUGGGGCAUCGCCUCUGCCGUUCUAGGCGGAGCGGGCUACAUCUUCAGUCCAAUCUACCGCGGCCUCACAAUCCAAUUCAAAGUAUUCCUCCAAAUGUCGGGCAUGACGUUCGGAAGCAUUGUUGAAGCCGAUCGCCGUUUGAUAUCCCACGAGCAGUUUGUGCGCGCCCAGAAACGCCUGGCCAGAGAUGCCGAAGUAUGGCGUCGGUACGAGGAGGAGUUUGAGGAGUUGGGCACGCCUGGGGUUGCUGCGGAAAGCAAAACAGUCAUGACUGAGCACCUCGUCCUCGAACCCACAGCCACUCCGGCCAUUCUCGCUCUGUUGAUAUCGGCACCAAUGCCCAACGGCUCUCACCUGAUGUAA
Molecule: messenger RNA, 453 nt
Organism: Diplodia corticola
Lineage: Eukaryota; Fungi; Ascomycota; Dothideomycetes; Botryosphaeriales; Botryosphaeriaceae
Product: imidazoleglycerol-phosphate dehydratase protein
Exons: 5
Coding region: 1-453 (150 amino acids)
Source: RefSeq, a predicted model, not a curated record